AUUAAAAUUUGACCCGUAUGCUCACAUGUAGAUGACACUCUGGGGAAAUCCACACAUACUACUGAUGUUUUUUGUUUUUUGUUUUUAAAACAGUUAUAUGGAAACAAUGGGCACUAAGAGGGAUCAAUUAACUAUCACAGAUCUUAACAGAGGACAAUAUUUAUAAGUCUUUUUUGGUUAUACACAAUGAGGUCAUUCACACAACUGAAAACUGUGUCCUACCCAGGUUUGGGUACAGUCUAACGCACAAUGAAAAACCUGAAUUGUGGGUGAAGUGCUCCCCCAUAGCUCACAGGGACUUUGGGGUAAAUUUGGCCAAUAUGUGAAUGUACCCCACUCCAUUCCAGAGGAGAUGUGAACUAAAAGCCGGGUGUGAAAAACUUACAGGCAGGCAACCUAUGGCAGUAUGGAAGGAGGUGGCUUGUUUGACUAUACUUUGAUCCCGUUGGUGACACCUUUGUCCAUCGAAAGGGGUAUGGCUCCCAAGUCUUUUUGUAGGUUCGAGCCCAGUGCUCAUUUUAAUAAUUGUUAAGUGUGUCCCCUUCUCAGUCCCACCACCAAGAUAGCUGCAUAGUUGUCCAUUUAUGUUUCAUCUGUAAAGUUUCUUAGAAGAAAAAAUGCUGGUGUACAGUGUUGAUAGUUGUUGAUUGCACUUAUAUCCUUUGGAUCUACUUGUCCUGUUUUUCAUUUCCUAGUCAGGGCUCCCUAUGAGUGCUCUCAUUCAGUGCCUGCCCACUCCUCCUUGCCUCUGCAUCCAGCUGUGUUUAGCUCCAAGUUCUCCCAGACUCUGUCUCCCACUUAAUUUCUUAAGAAGGAUGGGAAAACAUCCAACAGCUAAAUAGAAUGGACAGAGAAUGGGAAGGGCGGACCACAUGAAGAAGGGCACUGAUUUGUUCACCGUGGAGUCACCAGGAGGGCUUAUGGUCAAUGUUCCUUCUAAGUGCUCAUGUAGUUAACUUUUUUGGCUAGAUUGAUUGCAGUCUGUGGGUGACUGGGGGGCAGGCUGCCUUUUGAAAGAUCUGGAAUAUUCACCAGCUGUGGGCUCUGGCCAGAUGCUUGCUCACAGUGGAUAUUAAGCUGCCUAACACCUGCAUCUUUCCAGGUAAGCUCAAUGCUUCCUUUCAACUUAAAGAAGCCACUGGGAAAACAAGGUGGGGUGGGGGUGAGGGAAAUCAGCAGACUCCUGGAUUAACGGAUUGAACCACAUGGCUGGAACCUCUGUUGGCUUGAAAUAGACAGUCAUUUUUCAGAGAGCUGGAAGUGUCUUGAGAGCGGCAUCACUUUCCAUGCUGCGGAUGCAUAUUUCUUUUAUCCGUCUGCUACUUCUGGUCAAUCAGGGUUCAAGUUUUUUGGGGUGUUUUUUUUUUUUUUUAACACUAGAAAAUCCUGCCAGGGCUAUUUGCUAAAGGCAAAAAUGGGAUGAGAAUACAUAUCCUGAGCAGCAUUCCCUCUUAAUGGUUAUCAGCUCUCUCAGACGAUUGUCUGUCUCCAGCCAUAAAUUUUAUGUAUAAACUGGAAUAAGAGAACAAAGUAGUUUAAUAUCAUGCAUCCAGCAAGAGGGAAAAUGAAUUGUUUUCUAUAUCUCAUCAGUUUGUGAAAUUCUGUAAAUAUUCAUGGGGAAAGUGGAGUUUUUCCUGUCUAUUCUUUGCAGGUAAUUUUAACCUUUAAGAGUGUUUGUGGGGUUUUUUGUCUAUUAUUGUGGUGGAUAGUGGUGAUGUUAGGCUUUUAUUUGGUGGAUGUUUUCUUAUUACUAUUAUUGCACCACCCAUGUAUGUGGUGCUUUAUAGAAGGCAAGUAAACAGGUCCCUGAUUUGAGGACCUUGCAGAUUUGACACAGGGGAGACAAUAGAGAAGCGGUUCUUAACCUGGAGUCCGUGGACCCCCUGGGAAUCCAUGGACAAGUCCACAUGUCCGUGGAAAAUCCUUGCUGCACUGAAUUUAAUUUGUUUCCAGGAAUUCAGAAUGGAUAAGGACUUUACGCCUUCCCCUCACAGGAUCCAAAGGUGUAUUCCAACCUUAGGAACCUCAUCCAAUCCCAGCCGUAUCCCAGGACUCUCAAGUCGCUCCCUUGGAGCUGGGGGACUGGCAGCUUUCAGCCCCAUCUUGAAAAAAGACACUUGCCUCAAUUCUUUCAUGCAGGACUCCACCAGGCAAAUCCCCUUGGCAAAGGGCAGAGGGCUUUCCAGACUGAAUUCCAGGCUUGGGCCUCCAAAACCACCACGUAGCCACGAGCUUUCCACAUCAUAUCCACUUCCCACGACAUCCCAGUUUCCUCAGUGGACAGCAACUAACGGUGUGACACCACGGAAAUUAAGUUCUCUCUCAUUUACUUUUCGCCAGGGCAGCAGUGCCUCUCCACCUGGACAACAACUCCUCUUACACUCUAUGGCAAAGAGAGAAUUCCAGAAGGUUCAUUUGAGAAAGGAAGCAUUGGGGAGGGGAGGAGCAUUGCCUGUACCAGGUCCGCAGCCAUUAUCUGGAUUACAAACCUCUCACAUAGUUCAGAGCUGUACACAUGCCCAAACCACCACUCUCAACCAUGAAAGUGAAGACCAUAUCUCAGAAACAGAAAUGCCAGAUUCCCAGAGAAGUUUGACCCCUGCUGACCCGCCACCAUCAUUUCCUCAGCCACAUCCACAAACCAUAGGAAAAGAUCCCACAAAUUCAUCUCUGAAGGCAGCUGUUAAAGAGGAUAUUUCUUCCAAUGACAGAUCUGGCAUUCCAAAAGACAUAUACACACUCCAAGAUUUAGAUGGAUCUGGAAAGAUUUUACUUCCCCUUCCACAGGAGUAUCUUGAGAGACAAGAUGCAAUGGGCAGCCUUUUUAUGGCAGAUUCCAUGAUGUCUCCUGUGACAAAUGCAACUGGGUUUGAAUGUAAGUCCAGACGUGAUCACCUGCCGGUGUGUGUGUGUGUGUGUGCGUGUGUGUGUGUGGGGGGGUUUCUUUUCUAAAUAAAGUAGACCAGUGGG
This is a messenger RNA of Hemicordylus capensis (graceful crag lizard), 2970 nucleotides long. RefSeq lists its product as uncharacterized. The coding region runs from base 1894 to 2952 and encodes 352 amino acids. The transcript is spliced from 2 exons. The record is from RefSeq and is a predicted model, not a curated record. NCBI's taxonomy places the organism in Eukaryota, Metazoa, Chordata, Lepidosauria, Squamata, Cordylidae.